UGACCUCCUGCCAAAUGUCUUUCUCUCUAAAUAAUGAAAAAUGAGCCCUGGACUAGGAGCGUGUCAUGAUAGAUAUCAACGUGUCAGCUAUUGUGCGUUAUUGCUAAUUAUAUCUGCUGAGUCUCUGAAAACUUUGUGCAAUGCGAGAUAAAUUAUCCUUAGUGAAUGUUUCAUACACAAAUGUGUUUUAAUACCAGUCAGCAGCUAAUCAUCCAACUCGUUACUCACUUUCCCCCUGUGGAAGAGGAGCAAGAGCAAGAAAAUUAAUGGAUAAAAAUAUAGUUGAAUUAGCGAAGAAGAAGAAAAGAGAAAAACAAAACAAAUGAUGAAAAUAGUUCACUAUCUGCUACUUUUAGACAGAUGCCAGUCAGUCCCUGAGUAAUGUCUGCUUUCCUCAAAACCCCUCUCCUCUCAGUUUUAUUGCUGAGUAUGUUGUUGUGUGACAUAGAAUAUUCCUUUUGUUGGUUGGGGUCAGCUGUUGUGGCUGUGUCCCUUGUCAUCUUUUUUGCACACCCCAACCUUCUCACUGUGGGGAGAAAGAGAGCCUUAGAACUAUCCAAGCACUGUUUAGCAACAGCCAAAAUGGUGAUUUAUUUUGGGCACAAAUCCAAAAUGUAUCACUAUACAGUCCAGUAUGAAGAAAAUAAAAUCCAUCAUAGCCAGAUCUGAAGUAAGAAGCUUGCAUGUUCAUCUGGAAAUUGUUGGUAUGGUCAGAAUUGCAACAUAUUUAUGGUGUUGCAGGUGAAGAUUCAUGCUGGCCCAAAAUUUGCCUCUUACUUGACAUUCAGCCCCUCUGAAGUGAAAUCUCUCCGCACUGAAUAUGGGGACCUGGAGUGCUGCAUUGAGGUUGUGGACAGUGUCCCGGAGGCUGUUGAACAUAUCCACAAGUAUGGAAGCUCUCACACGGAUGUUAUCAUCACGGAAAAUGAGAAAACAGCAGAGUUCUUCCUCCAGCACGUGGACAGCGCUUGUGUUUUCUGGAAUGCCAGCACCCGAUUCUCUGAUGGAUAUAGAUUUGGACUUGGUGCUGAAGUUGGAAUUAGUACUUCUCGUAUCCAUGCACGUGGACCAGUAGGAAUUGAAGGACUCUUAACUACAAAGUGGCUGUUGAGAGGGGACAAUCAUGUUGUUUCUGACUUCUCAGAGCAUGGCAGCAUGAAAUAUCUUCAUGAGAACCUCCCUCUGCCUCACAGAAGUACCAGCUAAGAUCACUGAGGAGGAAAACCAGGGUUAAAAUGUUUAAUGAAGAUGUUCAGGCUCCAGUGCAUUCUCUGAGGAUAGAGAUUUGCUUUUCAUCUCCAGGAUCAUUGUUCUUAAUCACUGUGCAGUCCAUGGAAUAUGUUGUGAUCCUAUCUGUGACAUACUUGAUGUGUUGCUGCCUUCUGCUAUUUCCUUUGGUAGUAUCUGCAAAUAGACUUUGUUUUUCCCAGAGACCUUUUUUGAAACAUACAUUUUCUUCUAGGAAAAGUUCAAAUAUCUGCUGCGUUCUUUUCAUUCCAUUGUUCCCUCUGGCAAAUAUGUAUGGUGGUGGGGGAGUAUACAUUUUUUAACCAAGGUCUUUGUUUAGUUGAAACAUUUGUUUUAUUGAACAAACUUGGUAGCUUUUCUUCAGUCAUGUGAUCAUGGCAGCUCUUGAAAGCUCUAAAGCUUUGAUGAUUAUUUUCUUAGUUUUUGAUUACACUUGAUUACUAUGCAUUUGGAACGUACCUUUCACUAAUGUUCUGAUGGAACAAUCUUUUAUAUCUGAUUUUGUUGUUUUUGUUGACAGUCGUAGAUAAAUAACACAAUGGUAUACAAUGUGAAUUUUGUUACCUGUUUGUACUAGAUGUUUAUUUCUCAUUGGUUUUAUAUGAAACAAUCCCAGUAACUGGAUCACCCAGACAUAAUGCAACUUUGAAGUUUAGAAAAAAAUAUGUUUGAGUAAAAGCUUCCGUACUGAAACAAGUGAGCAUGCAAGCACACACUGCGGUCAGAGGCUCAGUGCAGCACUCCAGCGACUGGGGCAGUUGGAGCAUCGUGGCAAACCCUUUAGGUGAUGAUGGGGGACUGUGGGGGCUCAGUGUGUAGUUGAAUGCAUCUGAGGUCCAGUAGGGCACAGAGGGAAACCAAUGGAGAACCCUAGAGCACACUGAGGAGCUGUGAGAGGGUUAUAGGGUGCUGUAGGAUGUGUCUAGAGCUCCCUAGAGCAUGCUCAGUAGCUCUGGGACGUUUCUGGUUAUCUCUAGAGUUCACUGCGUGGCCCUGAAAGGGCACUGGGUUCCAUGAGAGUGUUCUACAAUGUCCAAAAGUCAACUAGGGGACCCUUGGAAACUUCUUAGGAAGUCUCUCAGAGGCCCUAGAGCAUAGGAGCAGAUUGCAUUACAGCUGAUUGGCUCUAGAGGGUUGGUAAUGAAAUUGCUCUAUUCAACAUUUAUUAAAGAUCUCUUCUUUCCAA
Lagopus leucura (white-tailed ptarmigan) is the source of this 2434-nucleotide messenger RNA. Its product is annotated as delta-1-pyrroline-5-carboxylate synthase-like. Bases 730 to 1206 code for a protein of 158 amino acids. Lineage: Eukaryota; Metazoa; Chordata; Aves; Galliformes; Phasianidae. Gene Ontology annotation, molecular function: glutamate-5-semialdehyde dehydrogenase (NADP+) activity. Gene Ontology annotation, cellular component: mitochondrion. The record is from RefSeq and is a predicted model, not a curated record. The transcript has 3 exons.